Carassius carassius (crucian carp) is the source of this 2129-nucleotide messenger RNA. RefSeq names its product proline dehydrogenase 1, mitochondrial-like. Lineage: Eukaryota; Metazoa; Chordata; Actinopteri; Cypriniformes; Cyprinidae. The transcript has 14 exons. Gene Ontology annotation, cellular component: mitochondrion. The record is from RefSeq and is a predicted model, not a curated record. Bases 105 to 1916 code for a protein of 603 amino acids. Gene Ontology annotation, molecular function: proline dehydrogenase activity; FAD binding.
UUUGAAUAUAGGCGGGACCCCAUAGGUUGCAAAUAAAGUAGGCUACAUGAGGACAGGGUGCAGGGGAUCUUUGUAUUUACUGUGUGUUCAGAAGUUUUGAACUGAUGUCUCUUCGCAAAACUCUCCCUGCCUUUGGGCGCUCGACUCUUAACAGUAGUUUGAUGAUCGCCACUCGCCAUCAUCGGUGUGUGCAAGCGUUACAUUCAACCAAAACAAACACAGAAGACGAGUACGCUGACAGCAGGAAGCAUGUAUCUUAUAGUAACAAGAUCUCCAUUGACUUUGAACAGACUAAAGAAGCCUUCAAGAGCAAAGACACUCUUGAGCUGCUUAGAAGCUUGAUGGUUUUCAAACUGUGCUCCUAUGACAUCCUGGUUGAUAAGAAUAAGGAGAUAAUGGACCUCAGCAGAAAGUUGUUGGGACAGAAGAUGUUUGAGCAGUUUAUGAAGAUGACGUUCUACGGUCAGUUUGUGGCAGGAGAGGACCAUCAGUCCAUCAGGCCUGUAGUGCGUAAGAACCAAGCGUAUGGAGUCGGGGCUGUGCUGGAUUAUAGUGUAGAAGAGGAUCUCUCACAGGAAGAGGCUGAGAGGAAAGAGAUGGAAUCUUGCAUGUCUACAUCAGAGAAUGCAAGCCCUGGAGCUGACCACGGGGAGAAGUUCACAGCCCAUCGGAAGUUUGGCGAUCAUCGUGAAGGCGUGACAAGCGCUCAUACUUAUUUCUAUGCCGAUGAGGCGAAAUGCGACCAACACAUGGAGACUUUUCUGAAAUGCAUCAAAGCCUCGGGUGGAAGUUCUGAAGACGGUUUCUCAGCUAUUAAGAUGACUGCCUUGGGGCGACCACAAUUCCUGCUCCAGUUCUCUGAGGUGCUGGUGAAAUGGAGACGCUUUUUCAGUUUCCUGGCUGCCAAGCAGGGGAAAGAUGGCGUGGAGGUGCUGGAGCAGAAACUGGAUCUAGAGCAAUUGCAGACAUGUCUAGCUAGACUGGGAGCUCAAGGCAACAUUCAGAGCUGCUUCUCUGAUGGACAACUGCACUCAUCAGGCAUGGUGGACAUGCUGGACUGGAACCAUCUGAUUGACGAAAGAACGAAGAUAUCUGAUCUACUGGUUGUCCCGAACCUGCAGACUGCAGAGUUGGAGCCUCUUCUGUCCAAGUUCACAGAGGAAGAGGAAAGGCAGAUGAAAAGGAUGCUUCAGCGACUGGACGUCUUGGCUAAGCAUGCAGUGGAAAAUGGCGUCAGACUGAUGGUGGACGCCGAACAGACGUAUUUCCAACCUGCCAUAAGCAGACUUACUGUGGAAAUGAAGAGAAUCUUCAACAAAGACAAAGCUGUCGUUUUCAACACCUAUCAGUGCUACCUCAAAGAGGCAUUUGAUAAUGUUUCCAUGGACAUGGAGCUAUCAAGAAGGGAGGGCUGGUGUUUUGGUGCCAAGUUGGUAAGGGGGGCAUACAUGUACCAGGAGAGAAGCCGAGCUGCGGAGAUUGGAUACGAAGACCCCAUCAACCCCGACUUUGAAUCCACUAACAGAAUGUACCAGAGGUGUCUGGAUUACGUGCUGGAGGAGAUCGAACAGAAUAAGAGAGCAAAUGUCAUGGUGGCAUCACACAAUAUAGACACAGUUAAACAUACACUCUGGAGGAUGAAUGAAAUGGGUCUGGCUCCCACAGAUAAGAAGGUGUACUUCGGCCAGCUCCUGGGAAUGUGCGACCAAAUCAGCUUUCCGUUAGCUCAGGCAGGAUUCCCUGUGUACAAGUAUGUUCCUUAUGGUCCGGUGAACGAGGUGAUUCCGUAUUUGUCCCGUCGGGCACAGGAGAACCGCGGCAUAAUGAAAGGAGUGCAGAUGGAGAGAGAGCUUCUAUGGAAAGAGCUGAUGCGUCGACUGACCAGUGGAGAGGUCUUCUACACACCUGCUGUAUAAACCACACUCGGCUUCUCACCAGAGACUCCUUACACUUGUUUUUUGCCUGCUUACCCAUCCAUUCGUAAAUAUUUUUUUCCACUCUCACCCAGGCUGUUCAAGAUAUAAUGCACAUGGGAUCCAUUUGAAUCCAAUACCACAAUUGGGUGACACUCACAAAAUGCAAAUCAUACUUAACCUGAAAGUCACAAAUUGAAAAAAAAAAAAAAAAUG